Molecule: messenger RNA, 2226 nt
Organism: Leucoraja erinaceus (little skate)
Lineage: Eukaryota; Metazoa; Chordata; Chondrichthyes; Rajiformes; Rajidae
Gene: erlec1
Product: endoplasmic reticulum lectin 1
Exons: 14
Coding region: 88-1575 (495 amino acids)
Biological process (GO): retrograde protein transport, ER to cytosol; endoplasmic reticulum unfolded protein response
Cellular component (GO): endoplasmic reticulum lumen
Source: RefSeq, a predicted model, not a curated record
UGUGUGUGAUGAGGCGGGCAGGGUGAGCGUGCGCGGAGUGUCGGCUAGUGCGGCGCCCACCCACCCACCCGCAGUGUCGGCGUGACGAUGCCGUGUGAGCGGCUGCGGCUGCGGCCCGGCUCAGGCCCCGGCUGCGGCCUGGGGCUGCUAUUGCUGCUGGUCGGCGCCGUGGUCAGGCUGAGCCGCAGCAGGACGGUGCCCGUGUUGAGCGACGACAUCCCGUUCAGGAUAACGUGGCCCGGGCCCGCCUUCUUGCUGCCAACAACAGGUGGCCUUUAUAAACCUGAUGACUUUGUAAUCAUAACAACAGUUCACAAUGAAAGAUAUAAAUGUAUGUUGCCAUCAAUUGGAAAUGGAGACCAGGAUGAAGAUUAUGAUUAUAAAGGUCAUGGGCCUGGUAAACUAUUGGAAUCCCUCCUUAAGCAGAACAGUUGCUCUUACAGGAUUGAAUCUUACUGGACUUAUGAAGUGUGUCAUGGAAAACACAUUCGCCAGUAUCAUGAGGAAAAAGAAACUGGGCAGAAAGUUAAUAUCCAAGAAUAUUACCUUGGUUCCAUGAGAGCAUCAGCUGAUUCUGAGACGAAAGAUUCCACUGCGGAGCAGCCAGAUGAAUCCGAAGCUGAAACUGAGCAACUUAAAGUUCACACCAAAAACAUCGAAGGACAGAUCACACCUUAUUACCCAGUAAUUAUGGGAAAUGGUACGCCUUGCAGCUUAAAACAGAACAAACCAAGAGUAACCACUGUCAUGUAUGUCUGCCACCCUGAAGCCAAGCAUGAGAUUCUCUCUGUUGCUGAAGUCACUACCUGUGAAUAUGAAUUAGUUAUACUAACACCACUAUUGUGCAUCCAUCCUAAAUACAGAUUUAAAACCUCCCCUGUUAAUGACAUAUUUUGCCAGUCGGUAAAUGGCUCACCAUUAAGACCUCAAAGCCUUGAAGCAUUAGAAAAACAGCAAGAAGAAAUGAUGAAACCACCUUUUAAUAACCAAAGAGUCCAAGAGGAAAUAGAUGCAACAUCCACAAAAGAUGAAAAGAUUUCAUCCCACAAAUCUGUCAGCAUUGGAGGACAGCAGCCAGUUGCUGUAGGAACCAUUCACAUCUCCAAACUGACAGAUGAACAGCUCAUUCAGGAAUUUCUAAGUGGCUCCUAUUGUUUUCAUGGGGGUGUUGGGUGGUGGAAGUACGAAUUCUGCUAUGGUAAACAUGUGCAGCAGUAUCAUGAGGAUAAAGGAGCUGGGAAAAACAUCAUAGUGGUUGGAACCUGGAACAAAGAAGAGCACAUCGUAUGGGCAACAAAAAAUUCAGCAAGGUCUUAUCAAUGGAGAGAAAAUGGAACACAAAAAGUGAGAGUUGUUUCGCAUUUCUAUGGAAAUGGAGAUCUUUGUGAUUUAACAGGAAAACCACGACAAGUGGUUGUAAAAUUGAAGUGUAAAGAAUCCGAGUCCCCACAUGCAGUCACAAUUUACAUGCUUGAGCCGCAAACCUGUCAGUACAUUCUCGGAGUGGAAUCACCAAUAAUUUGUAAAAUUCUGGAUACUGCAGAUGAAAAUGGAUUGUUUUCAGCACCCAGCUAAACAGAUGAACAAACUGGAUUUUUGUUGAUGAGACAAAACUGUCUGUUCUGUAUAUUUGUGGACUGGACACAGUAUGAAGCUCUUGGAUGAAGAUUUAUCUCACAUGACUUCCUUUUAGAAUCAAACACCUGGAAAUCAGUAUUUGAGGCAUUCUGUACAAAAUAAACAGAGAAACUGAUAUACGGUGAUUGAUUGUAAAUACACUGUAUAAAAAGACUGCAUUGGAAUACUUUUGAAUUUGUAUAACAUUUGAAAUAACACUUGAAACUUGUACUUCUGCUGUGCUAAAUGUAAUUUUACAAAGAUGUAAAUUUUAAAUUUAAACUUUUUCCAGAUCUCUCUCGCAAGGGUCAUCUUUGAGUUAAAUUGUUGCAUUUCUUGAUACUUUGAUAGCUUUUGAAUAUAUUUACUACACCCCAACUACUGGCUCCCAGAAUUUCGCCCAUAAAUCUUUUUUAUUGUUUGGUGUUUUCCAUUCAGUUAUGAUAACACUUUAAAAAGUAUUAUGACCUCAGAUUCUCCAUACUUAACUUUACUUCUUAAUUAAUCUGAGUAAGCAAAUAUUUGCAAAAUUGAAGUAACAUUAUUCAUACUUGUAUCAUAACAAUGCACACAGUUUUCUUAUGUCAGUGAAUAAACAUUCGAGUGCAA